GGAAGAGAUCUCAACUUCCGGAAAGGAUUGUGUCUCGCUUAUAGAUAAAUAAUUCACCUUCCUGGUUUGAAGGCUACCUUGUCAGGAGGAAAUUGAAGUAUACCAUCUGAAGCAGAAUACAGAGAUUGUGAGCGGGUCAUCAGGCAGUCUCCCUAUGUCAGGCCGAAACGGGUCUGCAAGUGAUGCAGACUGCCGGAUCUCUGAGGACUGCCAUGUCCCAGAUGUUGAGCUGAUGGAGCUGGGGCCACUGCUGGAGGAGGGAGGGGGGCGACAGGUGGCAUCUAAAGGCGUCCACCCAGAGGGAGCCGCAAUGCUUGCUGACGAGGAAGAGGAGGAUGAUGAAGUGGGAGAGGUCCUGACCUUACCACUUCAGGCUCACCACGCCAUGGAGAAGAUGGAGGAGUUUGUACACAAGGUUUGGGAGGGGCGCUGGAGGGUGAUUCCUUUUCAUGUCCUGCCAGAGUGGCUCAAGGACAAUGAUUACCUCCUGCAUGGACAUCGACCCCCUAUGCCCUCUUUCCGGGCCUGCUUUGGAAGCAUCUUCAGAAUUCACACUGAGACAGGAAACAUCUGGACUCACCUGCUAGGGCUGAUCUUAUUCCUUUGCCUGGGCACGUUAACCAUGCUGCGGCCUAACAUGUACUUUAUGGCCCCGCUGCAAGAGAAGGUGGUGUUUGGGAUGUUCUUCCUGGGAGCCGUGCUCUGCCUCAGCUUCUCCUGGCUUUUUCAUACCGUCUACUGCCACUCCGAGAAAGUGUCUCGCACCUUCUCCAAGCUUGACUACUCGGGCAUCGCCCUCCUGAUCAUGGGCUCCUUUGUGCCCUGGCUGUACUACUCGUUCUAUUGUUCCCCUCAGCCUCGACUUAUCUACCUCACCAUUGUGUGUGUCCUCGGUAUCGCCGCUAUCAUAGUGGCCCAGUGGGACCGUUUCUCUACUCCUCGUCACAGACCUACAAGAGCAGGUGUGUUCAUGGGUCUUGGACUAAGCGGCAUUGUUCCCACCAUGCACUUCACCAUCGAAGAGGGUUUUGUUAAGGCCACCACAGUGGGCCAGAUGGGUUGGUUUUACCUGAUGGGUGCCAUGUAUAUCACUGGCGCUGGCUUGUAUGCAGCUAGGAUCCCUGAACGCUAUUUCCCUGGAAAGUGUGACAUCUGGUUCCAUUCUCAUCAGAUUUUUCAUGUUCUGGUCGUGGCAGCAGCCUUCAUCCAUUUCUAUGGUGUUUCCAACCUGCAGGAGUUUCGCUAUGGCCUCGAGGGGGGAUGCACAGAUGACUCUCUACUCUGAGAGCCCUGACUAUGGCUUACUCAUACUUUUCUUUAUAGCCCCACAAACACACACACACACACACAUACACAUACACACGUACACACAAACAAACACGCAUAAAAUGCUGCUGGAUUUCAAUAUAGUCACUUAAUGCUCCUUCUGUACUUCUGAUUUGCUAACAUCCUGUUGGGUUUUUGGUGGUAUUUCUGCUUUGGCUCUUUUUUGCUCCAAUAAAGUAGCAUUAACUAGCCAAUAAGCUAUGGAGGGAAUCUUUGACAGGCACUACUUCAAUAAUCAUGAAGCUUAAAGUCUGUGUUUUCACAGAAGGUCAAAAUGAGACUUUAACCAAAAUCAUAUAUUCCUGUAACUGAUGGUCACUUCUUAGAAGCUCAUUAGUAGCACAGCUUCUCCAUUGUCUGUUACCAUUGCACAAACGAUAUAGAGAGUAUUAUUUGUGCUGUAGCAGAGAGCAGAUACUAUAAACAGUUCCUUUUCUCCCUCCCACUUUCCAUGCAGGUUAGAGGACAAAUGUACUGUCAGCCAGGAGUAUCUUAUAGAGCAGUCCAGGACCAUUUAGGGCCUGUACACACAUUAGUUUGAGGAGAGUGAAAGUAUACACAUAUAGUGUGUCUGGUUGUCACCAGAUGUUUGUUUUUUUUCUGAUUAUGCAGCUUUCCAUUAAAACCUAUAAGACCACCACGAACCCACCCACACCCAUGCUGCAAUAAAACAUGACCUGUACUCUGAAAGCCCAGUUAGUACUCUAAAAUCCCACUGAAACAAAAUAAAAUCCAUUAUUAUGAACGGAACAUAUAACUUAUAUCCCCUAAGAAUUAUUUAUAAACGUGUCUUGAGCAACACUAGGAGUAAUGGUAAUCAGAUUGUUUACCAUAAUGAAUCAGUGGUUGGGAUAUUUCUUAGUUUCUUUGAGUUUUAUAUUGACAUUUAAAAGAGUUUUUUUUUUUGCUUUUGAUACAUUAUUUUCAUCAACAAAAGUCCCAAACACAUGAUUUUCACAUUCUUUAAUGGCAAAGUAAAGCUGUAAAAGUUUGUAGCUUCUGUGGAAAAAUAUAUUCGCUCAGUUCAGGUUGAACUAAGAUGCUUAAAAUGCUGGUGAAAAGAACCCAGCUGCCGUCAUUUUUCAGUCUGACAGUACACUAUUAAUUAAUUUUUUGAGUAAUAGUUCCUGGGCUACGCACAAUGUACAGACAUGGAUUGGUCAAAUUGUGUUUUUGUCAGCUAGAGAUCUUUUUUUGUGCUAGAUUUCAGAUGCAAUGAGGUGUAAAUAUCAAAUGCACCUUAGUAUAUACUAUAAAAUUCAAAACUUUAAAUCACCAUAUGGGGUUUAAAAUGUGUUAUGUAUGAUUGAUAUAAACUUUUAGUAUUCCUGUGCCUUAGGCCAAUGGAAAUGUUUUUAAAUAAAACGGCCUAUCUUAACAGUCAAGGGAGCUUCAAGAAUUUCCAGAUGUUGACUUUUCUUGUUUUCCUUGCCAUAUAUAUAUAUACAAUCGAAUCAUUAUUGAACUUACAACUCCAUUGAUAGGUUGUAUCAACUGCUGUUUAAGACUCCUUUUUCUAGAUCAACUUAUUCAAGCUUUAUUACAAAGACUAAAACAAUGUGUAUUCUUGACUUUGUGUAAUGUCCUGUGUAGAAAGUGAUAAAUCAUACAUUUCACUGAAAUGUAAACAUAAAUAUUUAUUAAUGGUAAUCUUGGAAAAUUAUUGUAAUAAAUUUUUUUCCACAUGUACAAA
Messenger RNA from Lates calcarifer (barramundi perch), 3019 nucleotides. It is a transcript of the gene adipor1a, whose product is annotated as adiponectin receptor 1a. The record is from RefSeq and is a predicted model, not a curated record. Gene Ontology annotation, molecular function: signaling receptor activity. The transcript is spliced from 8 exons. Gene Ontology annotation, biological process: adiponectin-activated signaling pathway. Lineage: Eukaryota; Metazoa; Chordata; Actinopteri; Centropomidae. The coding region runs from base 155 to 1285 and encodes 376 amino acids. Gene Ontology annotation, cellular component: plasma membrane.